Messenger RNA from Didymodactylos carnosus, 2709 nucleotides. NCBI's taxonomy places the organism in Eukaryota, Metazoa, Rotifera, Eurotatoria, Philodinida, Philodinidae. The record is from the annotation of a GenBank genome assembly.
AUGCAAAUUCAAAAACAUUGUAGAGAUAUACAUGUUGUUCAUGGACAGAAAACAAGACCCGCUGAGCACUUUUGUUCAACCAGUCGAGAUGGAAACUCUCCAGGCUCUCUUAUAUGGAAUCUUACUAAAGCCCUAAGUAAAGCAAACAUUCCAAUAUUGAAAUUACUACUGAUAAACGAAACUGCAUUAAUCUCAUCAAUUACGCAAUGUGUAAAGGAAAUAUCCAUGACGAAAAAAUAUUUAAAUAAUGAUGCUCCAGAUUUACAAGGACUUGAUUAUAUGGUACGAACAUUAACAGAAUUGCAAAGAAGUCAUGUAGAAAUACAAGAUGAUCCAGUUUUGUCUGACUUACUUGGUUCCAUUAUCAAUUGUUUAUGUUCUGACUAUUAUGUUGAGAUGUUUAAACAACUACUGACACCACUAGGAUACCAGUCGCAAUUAAGUGCCAGCCAAGCAUUCCUGUUGCAUACCUGUCCUGGCUAUAUUUUUCGGUAUCGCGGCAAACGAAUGGAAGAAACUUCGGUUACGAUCAGUAGGAAAAUGCUAUACCAUUAUGCUGAAAUAUUUGAGAAAUUUAUACCAUUCCUAGCUUCCAAAAAAUGGAAUGAACAAAUUAUAAAAUGUAUAAUACAAAUUGUUCUCAUUCUUCAAUACAUAACUCCGACGGCUUAUCCUGACAUCUUAAAACGUUUUGCAGCCGACCAUACAAAGCUUAUUGAUCAUAUUCUUACGAUUCUAAGUACACCAACUUUAUGUGGAGAUCAUGUAGUUACUACUAAUGGAGAAGAUACUACGAUGAACCUGCUAAUAGCACAUUCAAUAGCCUAUUUAUAUUUUUUGACAUUUGAAGUGAACUUACUAUCAACGCUUAAGAAUAAAACUAAUGUUAUUCAAACAUUUUUAAAAUUAACAGAUACAAAAACUGAUGAAGUACAGUUCAAUGCCUAUCGAAUGUUAGCCGUCUUAAUGAAUGAAGACGAUAUCAAAAAUUUAGCCAAUCCAAAUAAGAUUACAUCCGUAUUCAUAAAAUCUUUAAAACAAGUAAUCGAUCCACAGCCAGGACAACGAAGACGAUUACAAAAUUCAUUAGUAUGCUUAAAAAGUCUGGUGCAACAUGAGCAAGUCAAAGCUGAACUCGCUAAACAAAGUGAUGGUUUGCCUCUUUUGAUUCGAUGUGCUACGGAUACAAAGUUUGAUGUAGCGAAUGUUCGAGUACCAGCAUUAGAAAUUCUUUGGGCAAUGACAUUCAAUGAAGAAGCAGCUGUUAUUCUGAAAAAUGACCACGAGUUCAUGAAAUAUGUGAAAACAUUGUUAUCAUCAAAAGAAAAUGUUGGUUUACAAACAGCAGCUGACGGCAUCUUGUGGAAACUUGAAAAAGAAGCUCAGUUUGUAGUCCAACAGCACGAACCUGUUACACUUCAAGUUCCUUCUACCACAUCUGCAGAAGUUACAACGAAGAUAAAAGCAGCUUCAGUUGAUCAACCACCUGUCAAAUUCGACGUAAUGAUUAGUUAUUCGCACAGUGAUAAAGAUCUGUGUUAUGAGAUACGCGAACGACUCGUUAAAGACAAUUUUCAAGUUUGGCUCGAUCGAGAUAAUCUAUACGGUUCGACGAUGCAAGCCAUGGCUGAUGCAAUUGAGCAUUCAGAAGUUGUUUUAAUUUGCAUGUCCGAUGCCUAUAAACAGAGCGUCUAUUGCCAAUCAGAAGCACAUUAUGCAUUUGAACGGCGGCGACGUCUCAUUCCACUGGUCAUGAAACAAAAAUAUCGACCGGAUGGUUGGCUUGGCUUUGUUGUUAGUGGAAAAAUAUAUGUUGAUUUUCCAAAAAUGGGAAUUGAUCUGGCUUACGAAAAACUAAAGGCUGAAAUUAUGCGACGUCAACAUCAUAGUAGCACUUCUUCGAAUAAUACAACGGCCAACCAGAAACCACCUUUUGAUCGUGAACAAAUACUUGAACUUCAGCAUCAUCCAACGGCCCACCACAUUGCUGCCCAGGCUCCUGUAACCAGUUCAUUCUCCCAACAGUAUUCCUAUCCAACUUGUGUUACCCUCUUCACGAAACAAAAUGUUCAGGAUUUUCUAUCAGAUAAAAAGCUUAAUGUGAUGUUUCCCAUAUGUGGCCAAAUGGAUGGAAAUAGCCUGUUCAAAACUUAUCAAAUGUGUGAGAAGAAUUUCGCUCAAAUGUACCAGUCAUUAAAAACUGAACUGUUUGAUCUACACAAUAAAAUCUUACCACUUGAUGUUUAUAUGCAUUUUGUAAAAGAACUUUCAAUGGUUCUUCCAAAUGCGGCUGAAACUUCUACAAGAAAUCUACAACUACAACAAUCCUCCUACCCAACUUGUGUAACUCUAUUUACAGAAGACAAUGUUCAACAUUUUCUUGUGGAUAAAAAGCUUGAUGCAAUGCUCCCAUUGUGUGAACAAAUGGAUGGAGAUAGCUUACUUAAAACUUAUCAAAUGUAUAAUUUGACAGUUACACAACAAAAUUUUAUUACAUUCAUUCUUCGUUGGAAUAUUAAUAAAGCAAAUUGGGAGAGUUUCACAGUAUAUAUUAAACAAGAAAUUAUGCAGAAAAAUCUCAUUAAUUAUCACCCAAAAUUUAAAAAUGAAACUGAAAUAUUAGCCACACAAGUCGAUGAAAUUAUAUUAACAGCUGCCGAUAAACUUGUUCCAAAAAAGAAAUUAAAUGAAUAUACACACCCAUGGUGA